GGCGGAACUGGUCCGGAAGUCACUGAGAGAUCUUUGCCUAUUCUGGAGUAUGUGCGUUGGAUCCUGCGCUGUGGUCUAUCCCCAACACUUGCAGUUGUUGGUAAUAGAGAACGUCGGAGAUCCAGCGUUGGAUGUACUCCUCGCUGUUUUUGGCUCGGUAUUUGACAUCUUCAUGCCCUGUCCUCAAGAGCGCUGUGACCAUAAACAUGUCACAGAAAUCUCUUCGCUACUAAUGUCACUCCACCAUCACCUCCAAUACAAUGAUCUUGCGGGAACCGGAAUGGCUGAGGAUACAAUAUUUGGCUCGCCAUCGCCAGGGCACGUAUUGCGGAGCGAAAGCGCGUCCCCCAAGAUCUCGGAACGCAGCUUGAAGGCGGCUGUGGUGGGGAUCGCGGUGGGAAGUUCCGUCGCCGGACUGCUCAUUCUUGCCUUGCUCAUCUGGACUUUGUUGCGAAUACGGAGGCGGCGGCGGGAAGUACUCGAGGUGCGACCCGCGCCGUGGCCAAACUCACCGUUCCCUUUCGUCCCGCCCAACCUCGACAAACAACUCGCUACCCAACACGUCCCCAUUGUCGUUCACGAGAUGCCCGGCUCGGCGGUAGAGCCGAGACACGAGCUGCCUACUCCGGCCAACAGCAUGACAAGAUUUGUGGCGGAGACUCCGUGGAUCUGAUAUGAUAUGAGCUUUGGUGUUUAUCCGGCUGGGAAACCCUUGUCUCGUUGUGCCUGCUUGUCGGACUGGUUGAGGUCUAUAAUACUUGGGCACGGUACGGCACAGCAAUGGACGGAGGUGCAGAAACUGGCUUAAAUCCGGAGACACUAGCAAUGCAAGAUACUCGCCUCUCCGUGCUAAUCACAAACCAGGUCUCGGCGGUUCAUGGUAUUGUCUGGCCAGGAGGCGCCUGAGUGUGAUGACCUGCUAAAGCCGACAAUUCCACAACCCUUGCCAUCCCUCGUGUUGGUACGGUAGG
Chaetomium strumarium is the source of this 971-nucleotide messenger RNA. RefSeq lists its product as uncharacterized. The record is from RefSeq and is a predicted model, not a curated record. Bases 50 to 673 code for a protein of 207 amino acids. NCBI's taxonomy places the organism in Eukaryota, Fungi, Ascomycota, Sordariomycetes, Sordariales, Chaetomiaceae. The transcript is spliced from 2 exons.